AAAGAGGAAGACGACGGCGACGCGGCUGAAAAACCUCAGGGUUCCCCGAUCUUCACUGCAGAAUGGACUUGGCCUCCAAAUUUCUUCGCACUUUAACCAAUGCCACCAACAAUAAUACCUUAAUCAACGUCUGUUUGGUCAUUUCCUUUGGCGCAUUGAGCGCAAGAUCAAUCAAGCAGCAGCGGGAAAUCGAAGCCCUGGAGGCUGAGAAAGAUUCACUUCUCAAUUCCAAUAAAGCGCUGAAGAAAACCAUGUGGGAUUGGAAGCAACAGCUAUACUCUGAAGCCUCAACAGACUCCGCUUUGAUCCCUCUCGCCAGGAUCAAAGCUAUCUAUAGCGAAGCUCCGGUAUCCCCGUCCGGAGCAGAACAAGCUGCAACGGGAGAUGCAAAUUCACAAGGCUCCAAACUCAUGGUUUAAUCUUAGUUUAUUAGUUAGUUGACUCUAGUUCAUGAAGUUUUGUUCCCAAGUUCAGGAAAUUAAAACUCCAUAUUGUAUGCUUGAGGCCCAGAAAAAUUAAAACUUCAUUUUCACUUGCCAUUAACCCCUCGAGAAUAAAACAGCUAUUUAGUUUAGUAAGUACUAUUUUGCUUUAUAUA
Cucurbita maxima (winter squash) is the source of this 598-nucleotide messenger RNA. RefSeq lists its product as uncharacterized. The record is from RefSeq and is a predicted model, not a curated record. NCBI's taxonomy places the organism in Eukaryota, Viridiplantae, Streptophyta, Magnoliopsida, Cucurbitales, Cucurbitaceae. Gene Ontology annotation, cellular component: mitochondrion. The coding region runs from base 63 to 419 and encodes 118 amino acids. The transcript is spliced from 2 exons.